Molecule: messenger RNA, 6610 nt
Organism: Vespa velutina
Lineage: Eukaryota; Metazoa; Arthropoda; Insecta; Hymenoptera; Vespidae
Gene: ca
Exons: 20
Coding region: 790-6354 (1854 amino acids)
Molecular function (GO): protein binding
Source: RefSeq, a predicted model, not a curated record
CUAGCGCGGCUCAAAUGCGAGAAGCACGUGCCAUCAUCGAAGAAGGAUAUAAAUGUGAAAGCUGAAAAAAUUGUGUGGAGUUCAUUACACAACUUACUAACAUUAUUUCCUGUUUUUAUUGUCUGAAAAAAGAACUAGAAAACAAAAACUAAAAACAAAAAAAAACGCGCGGAAGGGAUUAUUUUAACUUGACAAAGUUUAUUGUUAACCGAUACGAUGUAGGUGACGCAUGGUGAUAAGUAUGACGACAAUAUGUUGUUCAUGUUCUCCGCUUGGCGCUUGUGUAGUAGUUCAUAUUUUGUCUAUACACAUGUGUCGUUGAAGUCACAUAAAAAAUACGCUUCGAGUGGAGGAAGAAAGAGGUGAUGAAUUGCCUUUUAAAAUGUGCUACAAGUGUGUUUCGUCACGGAUCUACUACUCGAGAACUUGUCAGUAGAGCUGACGAAUGAGAAUCCUACUUUAGAUGUCAUGAUUUAUGUUUUCAGUACUUAUAUUUAUUUUUUUUCACUUGGUAUUUAGAUGCAUUUGAGAAAACACGACGCCUAGUGGUAAUGAUAAUAAGUAGGCCUUUACACUCUUCAUUUUCAAAGAUAGUCUAACAUAACCUUGAAGUUUUGACGUUUGGUAAAUUAAUAGAAAGUUACCCCCAUGAAAUAGCAGGAUACGAUAAAAAUGAUUGUGAUCUUGGUUUCUCUUGUUUUAAAGUAUAUUAUAUAACGUUGAAGUAUAAAAGUACCUUGUACAAGUUUGGUUUUAUCAUAAAAGACAUUAAACGUUAGCUGGGGUUAUAUGAUGAUGACUGAAAAUAAAGCUAUAGGAGGUUAUCAAGGAAAUAUAAAUUUUAAUGAACAAAGAUUAUUUAAAUUGCAAUGUUUUAUUAAAGCAUCAGAUAUACAGCAUAGUGCCCAAUGUGAAUAUGAAAAGAGAUUAUUUUUAGCACUAUCAACUGGAAAUGCUGAUAUUAUACUUUAUUAUAAAAAGGACAUAUCCUCCAUACCGAUUAUUAAAAGAAUUCCUUGGUUUAAAGGAACCCAUAAACAAAUAACAGCUUUUUGUUUCGACCCGUAUGGGUCUUGGCUUCUAGCAACUACUAAUGAUAGUUGUUUAUAUAUAAUUCCUGUUUUAAAAUUAGUUGAUGAAAAGUGUACUUUUAGUGAACGAUGGCGCACUGAUGAUAUAACAAUGAUUACAUACGUUGGUACACAGUCUUCACAUUCCAAACCAACAGCCUUAAUUUGGUGGCAAGAUACAAAAACAUCUACAAAUAUGGGUAUUGUUGGCACUGAAUAUGGAGAAGUAAUAUUAAUAAAUCUUGAAAAUGGUCAACAAGUAGGCACAGCUCAUGUUAAUGGACAUAUUAUUAGUCUACAUAUUUGUAAAGAAAAAAGUAAUGAUAGCAUCUCACUUUUAAUAACAAGUAAAACAAAACAGCAGUGGCGUUUAUUGUUAGAACAUCGCACGUAUAGUUAUUCACGUCAAUUUGAAAAUGGAGAAAUGUAUACACAAUCACCGACGAAUGAAAUGAUUUAUGAAAAUACAAAGUCUUUUGGUUCUACAAGAUCUAGAUUGCAAGGACUUAAACAGUUAUCUGUAGAAAAACUUGCUAUUCUUAGACAAAAAUUAGUGGAAACAAAAAAUCAGAACUUAGGAGAAAAUACACGAUAUCAUGAUACUGGAACUAAUAAAGCUAGUAAUUUGGCAAUUCUCAAUAUUGAUUCAUGUUCUGAAGAUUACAUUGGUACAAUAAAUCCGGAACCAAUGUCAAAAGACACAUUUCUUACACCACAAUAUGACAAAAAAGGCCAACAAAUAUAUACGUGCUAUCAUCUUGAGAGCAGUCAUGUAACUGUACAUGGGUCAGAUUUUGAUGCUGAUCCUUUAUCUAUUCAUAAAGUACCUGAAUCUUGUGAAAAUAUUUUAUUAACUCACCAAUUGUUUUUUGUUACUGAUGCUACGCAAUAUACUUUAUAUGUAUUAUCUGAUCAAAUGUCUGAAGUUAAUCCAAACAGAGAUUAUAAGUUUAAUCCGGGAUGUAUCAUUGAUCAGUUUUCUUUUGAGAACAGUAAAGAAAUUAUUCAUGCUGUUUAUAGAUUUAUUGACUUUGCAAACAUGACAUCUGAAAAAUUAUCUCAUGACGUUGAGAACUCAUAUACACCAUCAUUAAAAAUGAAAGAUACAAAAAUUGAGACACCGUAUGUAGAAACUUGUAUUAUUGUAACAAAUCAUGCUGUAUAUGGAGUUGUGCUAAGGAGACCAUUAUUAUCUGUCUUUAUGGAAUUAAUCUUAAAAAGGAAUGAACUAGAAAAGGCAGGAAAAUUGGCUUUGAUAUUUGGUAUGAAUUCACAACAAUUAUUUGAAUAUGUUGGAGAUAUAUUAUUGGCAAAUAAAGAAUUCCCACGUGCUGUAGCUUCUUAUAAAUUAUCUAAGUGUGGAUUAUUGAAAAGUAUCCUAAAAUUUGCAUCAGCUGGCCAUACCUCAGAGCUCUUAAGUAGUCUAACACAUUGUUUGAUUUCUCCUGCUAUUAGUGAAUUGUCAGCUGCAACAAGAAUACAUUUGUCAAAUUUAUGUAUUCUUGUUUUUAUAGAAAUGACAUUGAGAGCUGCACCGCAUCAAUCUAAAACUAUUUAUAAAGAUUUCUUAUAUUUCUUAUCUACAAACUCCUUUUAUGAUGAACUUUUGGCUAUUAAUAUAGCAGGUCAGACCUGUCUUUGGGAAGUUUUACAUCAUUUAGCUACACAAAGAUGUCUUUAUGGGCAAAUGUUGGAUGUCCUUAUGAAAACUGUACAUUUGUUUGAUGCAAGCAAAUCUAUACCAUAUGGUUUGUUAAUAUGUUUAAGUGAACCUAACUUGAUGCAAGCAAUGCUGAUAAAUCCAAAUCUAGCUAGAAAACAUAUUUCAUUUAUUGUUAAUAGUAUUUCAGAGUUACAAAUUUUCGUAUUACAGAGGUUGAUUACUUUAUAUGAUCCAACAAAUCCAAUUAUGAGAUCCAGAUUGGUUAAGUGUAAAGCACGGCAUAGAACAACUUCUUAUAGUUCUCAAUCUAGUCAAUGUGAUUCUAUAGAUCUUGCAGAGAACAAUACAGAAGCUGAUACAUUGGUAGAAGAAAUAAUAGAAACGUUUUUGUUGAUACUACUUACUUUGAUUCAUAAAAAGAUCUUAUUAAAUCAAACUUGUACUUUAGGUUACAAUAUACAAUUAAUGGGAACAAGAAAGCAAGAACACAUCAAUCGUAUUUCAAGUGUUGAUUUCAAAAGAAGAUCUUUGAGUGCAGGUUUCUCUCAUGUUGCACUUAUUAGAAAUGGUGAUGUAUACACUUGGGGUAGUUCUAUACAAGGAUGUUUAGGUACUGGAUCAUCUGUUUUAAGAUAUGGUUUACCUAACAAAAUUAAUUUCUUUCGCAACAUGGAAAUGGAAGUUUUUAGUGUAUCAUGUGGACAUUGUCAUACAUUAGCAGUAACCAAUAAUGGUAUUUAUGUUUGGGGAUCAAGUAAAUUUGGUCAAUUAGGACUUGGUAAAGUGUUACAAUGUUCUAGUCCUGAAUUGAUCACUAGUUUGGCUCAAGAAAUGAUUAUUGAUGCUGUAGCUGGGCAAUAUCAUUCAAUGGCAUUAACUGCAGACGGUCGAGUUUUUACUUGGGGUUGGGGAGUUCAUGGUCAAUUAGGACAUGGAAAUACUGAUAAGCGUAAUAUACCUACAUUAGUUACCUCUUUACUAGGUAUAUUUAUAAAACAUAUUAGUGCUGGUCAUGCACAUUCAUUAGCUUUAUCAGAUGAAGGUAUUGUUUAUGCAUUCGGAUGCAACGUAUUUGGACAAUUAGGAAUUAGUAAUAACAUUAAAAGUUCUAUACCUAUAAAAGUGUUAUUGACCGAAAAAAUUUCUCUGAUAACUACUGGAUACUUUCAUAAUUUGGCACUUAGUACUACGAAUAAAUUGUACGUAUGGGGUGCAAGUCCAAAAGUUUUAAAGUUGCAAGCACAAGCAUUAAAAAAGACACGCAUAUUGGAACAGCAAGAAGCUAAUGAGAAACAAGCUAAUAAUUUAGAGAAAAAUAUUGAAAAGGAAGGAAAUGAUACUGCAAUUAAUAAAAACAUACAGGAAACGGCAAAGGAAAGUAAUACACAAAUUUUAUCAACAAAGAUAAUUACAUCUAGUCUACAAUUAAGAAAAAAACAAUUUGAAGGUACAAGCACAAGGAAUAUUAAUGUCGGCUUACUUGAAGAAUCUCAGGCUCAUUUAAAACCUUCUCUAGUAGAUACAAGUUUAGUAAAAGGACGUAUUAUACAGAUAACAACAGGUUGUCAUCAUAAUGCUCUCUUAACAAAGGAUGGUUCAUUAUAUACUUGGGGUUGCAAUAUAGAUGGGCAAAUAGGCAAUGGCACAAAAUAUGAAGUUUCUAUUCCCACACCUUUGAGUUAUAAUCCUGCAUCAAUUUUUGCUCAAGUAGAUUCAGUGACGGACGAUAAAAACGGAAAUGUAACUAAUCAAAAAGAAGAAAACGGAAAAUCUUAUACGGAAAAUUCUGACAACAAGGAAAAAAUUAAUACUACGAUAAAAUCUAUUGGAAUUUAUUGUGGAUAUGAUUAUACAGUUGCUAUGCAACCAGGUGGUACUAUUUUGGCUUGGGGUAAUAACAAUAGAGCUCAAUUAGGCCGAAUAUCUAUCAAAGAUACACGAGAUACUGAUGAAAAAAUUGUAUUACUUAAAUCAUCUAAUAUAAUUUUAGAUGUCCCUAAUAUUCCUGCACCCAUUAUUUCUUAUCAGAGUUAUGAUAUUCCUUCUCUUGCUGGUUUUAUUUCUCCUUUGAGUGUUAUUGAAAAAUCACCAGCAGAAUUAACCCUUCACUACGUACUUGAACAUUUUAAUGGAUUAUACGAUUCGACAAAAAUUAUGGAGAAGUGUAUUGAAUUAGAAAAUUAUCAAGCAUGCUCAAACGUAGCUGCUUUGCAACAUAACUUUUCUGAUGCUUUUUCAUAUCAGUUGAAAGCAUUGAGUGCAAUUAAUUUCCAAUUAUCUAUGAAACCAGUAACAUUAGAAAGUCCGGAUGAAGCAACAAUGUUUGAUAAAGAUAAUGGAUCGGAUAUUUCUUCUUUAACCGAAAAAUUGCAAUCUGUAAAUUGUAAUUUAAAAAGGAAUACCGAACUUUUUAAUAAACAAGUGGAGAAAAAUUUGAUUGAAUCCGUGGAGGAUUAUGCAGCGAAAAAUAAAAUGAAAAUACCGUCAAGUAAAUCUUUGAAUAGUUUACAAACUCUUGAAGAAGGUUUGUAUGCUUUUGAUUGUCAAGGAGGCUCAGAAGAGUUGUGUAAGGAACCAAAAUGUGAAGAUAUACCUCUAGAUAUAACCGAAAACGUACUUGAUUCUGAUGUUAUUACACCUGAUUCUGAACAAUGGAUAGAGCAUGCUAUUUUUGAAAAUAAUAUAUCAGUAGAAUAUGAGAAAGAUGAUGUUCAAGAUAUAUCUUCGAAAUCAUUAGGUGUAACAACAAAAAAUGACAAUAAAGUGACGAUGAAUGAGGAAAGAAUAAAAGUAAAUCAUAAAAAAUCUAAAAGUGCAAAGGAAAUGAGACACUAUCACAAAAAUAAUCUUGUAAAUGAAGCUAUAAAGGUACUUAAAUUUUAUUUACACGAGGUAGAAAAUGAAGCGGACGUUGUUAAAUGCAACAUAUUGCAAAAUGCAUUAGAAUUUUGGAUACAACAUGAUUUAUCCAUUCAAAGUUUGGAAAAUAUUUUUUUUGAACAUAUACAUACUAUCUUUUAUCCCCUUGGAUUAUUGCUAUUUUGCCAGGAAACAAUCGAAAUCUAUUCCGAUGAGAAUAAAAACGAUGAGAAGUCUAAAAGUAUGAACAUGACAGAUUUAUUUUCAUCUAAAUUUUGCCUACAAAUUUGUUCUAUGUUAUUGCAACAUAUAAACGAAGGCCAACCUACUCCAGAAUAUAUUAAACUUUUGUCGUCCUUAAUGGCUGAUCAUUAUGGAGUACCACUUACUGGAUAUCCUGGUUCAAGUAGAAAUAAUACUUCAGCAGAUAUGAUAGAAGGAAUAAUUAGCACAGUGUCUACUGAAAAUGAUGCACCUAGGCCAUUUGUGCAUAUUAAGGAUUCAGAUGCAGUAUGUAGUUUCCUUGCAAUGGAGGAAGAUUCAAUGGUAUUUACUUGUGGACACCAUUAUCCACUUUCUUUAUACCAAACAAAUAUUAUUCCGGCAAUGGAAACUGAGCUACUAACGUCAGAAUCAUUACUUCUUCCAUGUACAGCACAAUUUUUAGGAAAAACGUUAUCUCAGACGUUAACUCCAGAUAUUCUAUGCCCUUUAUGUAUUCCAAAAGCAUUGAGAGCACUAGUGAAAAAAGAUAAUAAAUAAUACGUAUGUACCUGAGAUUUUAAUUAAAUAUAAAAAUGUACAUUUCGUAAAAAAAAAAAGAGAAAAAAAAUUAGAAACACAUAUGUAACGUCAUAAUUUAAGUAUUGCACAAUAAUAUUUGGAUCUAUCAGUGCCAUAUUAAUCACAAUGUUAUAAUGAAAAUGAAUCGUAAAGUUUUCAAUUCUCUGAUUGUCCUUUUUUGUUUUUUGUUAUAUAUAUAUAUAUAUAUAUAUAUAUAUAUAUAUAUAUAUAUAUA